GGUAUGGAGGAAGAGGACUUGGACCGUGGCUUCUUCAGGAAGGUGAACGUUCCGGACCAUGCACAUUAUAUUCUGGCCUUCUUUGUGGCACUCAUCGGGGCUGUGGGAGUCAUCGGAAAUGCGUUGGUCAUGUAUGCCUUUUUCUGUAAUAAGAAACUACGAUCUCCUGCUAACUACUUCAUUGUGAACCUUGCAGUGAGUGAUUUUCUCAUGGCCAUCACCCAGUCACCUAUCUUCUUUGUGAACUGUUUAUACAAGGAGUGGGUGUUUGGUCAGAUUGGCUGUAAGAUGUAUGCCUUUUGUGGAGCUUUGUUUGGCAUCACUUCCAUGAUCAACUUGGUGGCCAUCUCCAUUGACCGUUACGUGGUAAUCACCAAACCACUGCAGGCAAUCCAGUGGACCUCAAAACGGCGGGCACUCGUCAGCAUCCUGCUAGUGUGGAUUUACUCUCUGGCCUGGAGUGCAGCACCCCUUCUGGGUUGGAGUUCUUAUAUCCCUGAGGGUCUCAUGACUUCUUGCACAUGGGACUAUGUCACUUCAACACCAGCUAAUAAGAGCUACACACUCAUGCUGUGCUGCUUGGUCUUUUUUGUCCCAUUGGGCAUCAUAUCCUACUGCUACUUCUUUAUGUUUCUGGCUAUUCGCAGCACUGGCAGGGAUUUAGAAAGUCUUGGCACCCAGGUGAGGAGUACCACACUCAUUCAGCAACAGUCUAUGAGAAGAGAGUGGAAGCUGGCAAAGGUUGCCUUUGUGGUCAUUAUUGUGUACGUGCUGUCCUGGUCACCCUACGCUUCUGUUACUCUUAUCGCCUGGGCCGGGUACAGCAACAUCCUGACACCGUACUCUAAGGCAGUACCUGCAGUCAUAGCAAAAGCCUCAGCCAUUUAUAACCCCUUCAUCUACGCAAUCAUCCACUCAAAAUACAGGGACACUCUGGCAGAGAACGUUCCAUGUCUGGCGUUCCUUGGCAAGCCUUCAGGUAAAACGUGCUCAGUUUCGAACAGUGAUUUUUCUCUCAGGGAUUCCAUGGCCAGCAUGCAGUCAUCAGGGUCAAAGACCAAGUUCCAUCGCGUGUCAUCCAUGUCCACUGGGGACACAGUUUGGAGUAAUGUUGAAUUAGAUCGUAUUAACCAGAAUUCCUUCAGCAAUUCCCAACUAGCUAACAUCCUCAGAGAAAAGGAGCGAAGAGCUCAACUUCAUUAGGGAAAGAACAAAAACAACCUGAGAAGGUAA
Trichomycterus rosablanca is the source of this 1233-nucleotide messenger RNA. It is a transcript of the gene opn4xa, whose product is annotated as opsin 4xa. Gene Ontology annotation, molecular function: G protein-coupled photoreceptor activity. The transcript is spliced from 8 exons. NCBI's taxonomy places the organism in Eukaryota, Metazoa, Chordata, Actinopteri, Siluriformes, Trichomycteridae. Gene Ontology annotation, biological process: phototransduction; cellular response to light stimulus; visual perception. Gene Ontology annotation, cellular component: plasma membrane. The record is from RefSeq and is a predicted model, not a curated record.